UUUAAGUAAAUUCCGCACCACCAGUAAAGUGCGCCCACAGUCCUAGUUAACCUACGCUUUCCAACUAUUUAACCGCCCACACAGUCCAGCAUCUUCUCCCAUCUGUCGCUCUCGCCGCACUCUUCUCUUAAUUAAGCUCUCGCCGUCUUAUCCAUUCCUCACCGGGAAAAAUGGCUUCAACGCCGGCGAUGGGUGAUCCAUGCUUCGACGUAGACAAGCUCAGCUACGAGAUAUUCACAAUACUGGAAUCUAAGUUUCUUUUUGGCUACGAUGAUCCAAAACUCUUCCUCAACGAAUCCUCUCCUGAAACCCCAGCGAAGAAUCAUGCCUCACCGAAAAUAUCAUCCGGCAAGGUACGCAUCCUCUCCAUAGAUGCAAUUAGCGAUUGCGUACUAGCUGCAGCCUUCCUCGCCCACAUUGAAUCCUCUCUCCGCAUCCAAUCCGGAGACCCCGCCGCUGCGAUCGCCGAUUUCUUCGACAUUGCGGCAGGUUCAGGCGCCGGAGGCGUCAUUUCCGCUAUGCUCUUCACACGUGGCGUCAACGGCCGCCCUCUAUUCUCCGCGGAAGAGACCCUCUGCUUCCUUUCCAAAAAUGGCCUCCCAUCCACGCGAAAGGGGCUUUUCUGUGCGAUGAUGCGGCGGCCCAUCAACGGAUCAUUCCGUAAAAUAUUUGGAGAAGAAACACUGCGUGACACUGUGAAGCCAUUGCUCAUUCCUUGCUUUGACUUCUCCACCGGCGCGCCGUUUCUUUUCUCGAGAGCGGACGCCGUGGAAACUGACGGGUACGAUUUCCGCAUCAGAGAGAUCUGUGCUGCAACUUGCGGCGUCUCGAAGGCUAUGGAGAUGAAAUCCAUCGACGGCCGGACGAGAAUCGCUGCCGUUGGUGGCGAGGUCGCAAUGGCGAACCCCACAGCGGCGGCCAUCACGCAUGUGCUUCACAACAAGCAGGAGUUCCCCUUUGCCUCCCGCAUCGAAGAUCUCCUCGUUCUAUCGAUCGCCGGCGUAGCACCCGAACUCGCAGGCAGAUCAUCCCAGUCUACGGCGCAGGCUUUACGGAUUGCCGGGAAUGGGAUGGCUGACACGGUAGAUCAAGUGAUCGCGAUGGCCUUUUCACAGAACAGGACAAACAAUUCCAACUACAUCCGUCUUCAGGCUCAUGGCCUGGGAAUUGACACCUUCAAAGGCUCAAAUCGAGAUGCAAAGCAGAUAAUGGAAACAGCAGAGGCAAUAUUAGGGCAGAGGAAUGUAGAAUCCGUGCUCUUUCAGGGGAGGAAACUUUCAGAAGAAACCAAUGCAGAGAAGCUUGAGCGGUUCGCAGCAGAACUGAUUGAAGAACACGAUAACAGAAAGAAAUCUCGAAUUCCCACUGUCUUCAUCAAGCAGAUAAUGACUCCGAGAACAUCGUCUGCCACAACCAUCACCAGCACCACCUUAUCGGGUUCUCCCCGACCCAAUAGCUCACACUCGUAACACGAUAACACGGAACCAACCUAUGUUGAUUUCCUCAUCUUCUAAUUUUCUCCUGAUUUCCCGGAAAAGUGCUGUGCUGAGCGGGAAGGUAGUUUGAGAGUGGAUUGUUAGUUAAAAAGUUGAAUAACUCGUUUAGGUAAAGCUGGAAGAUGCUGUCGUGUAGCAAUUAUGGCCGUAAUUAGUUAGCUAAUAAAGAUUCUCUGUGCCAUUGCUUUAAA
Dendrobium catenatum is the source of this 1687-nucleotide messenger RNA. Its product is annotated as patatin-like protein 3. The transcript has 3 exons. The coding region runs from base 171 to 1469 and encodes 432 amino acids. Lineage: Eukaryota; Viridiplantae; Streptophyta; Magnoliopsida; Asparagales; Orchidaceae. Gene Ontology annotation, biological process: lipid metabolic process. The record is from RefSeq and is a predicted model, not a curated record.